GCCGCAAGAUUGACAUUGGUUGUAUUUCCGUUUUGCUCAACUCCUUUCCUUUUUGACAAGCAGACAUAAAAGCUGGUCUUUUUUCGACCUGCCGUAAAUAUCUGCUUUUUUCAUUAACAUCUUAUAAAAAAAAUAAUCCAUAAUGGUUGUUAAGAAGCCCAGACCAAAGAAGAAGCCAGUGACCAAGAAGGUUGCCCCUGCUCCUUUGGCUGUCAAAAAGCCCGUUGUCAAGAAAGUUGUUAACCAACUUUUCGAAAAGCGUCCCAAGAACUUUGGCAUUGGUCAAAACAUCCAACCCAAACGCGAUUUGUCUCGCUUCGUAAGAUGGCCCAAGUACAUUCGCGUCCAACGCCAAAAGGCUGUUUUGCAAAAGCGUUUGAAGGUCCCACCACCAAUCCAUCAAUUCAGCCAAACUUUGGACAAGACCACCGCCGUCAAAAUGUUCAAAUUGUUGGAGAAAUACCGUCCCGAAUCCGCCAUUGCUAAGAAGCAACGCUUGAAGAAGAUUGCUGAAGCCAAGGCUAAGGGUAAGGAUGUCCAACCCAAGAAGAAGCCCACUUUCAUCCGUGCUGGUACCAACACCGUCACCAAAUUGGUUGAACAAAAGAAGGCUCAAUUGGUCGUCAUCGCUCACGAUGUUGAUCCCCUUGAGUUGGUUUUGUUCUUGCCUGCCUUGUGCCGCAAAAUGGGUGUCCCCUACUGCAUUGUUAAGGGUAAGGCCCGUCUCGGUAUGUUGGUCCGUCGCAAGACCUGCACCGCUUUGGCUUUGACCAACGUUGAAGCUAACGAUAAGGCCAACUUCAGCAAGGUCGUUGAAGCCAUCAAGACUAACUACAACGAUCGUCACGAUGAAAUCCGCAGACACUGGGGUGGUGGUAUUUUGGGUUCAAAGAGUUUGGCUCGCAUCGCUAAAUUGGAACGCGCCAAGGCUCGCGAACUCGCCCAAAAACAAGGUUAAACUGAUAACUGACUUUGUAAUUAUGUUUUAUUAAAAAUACAAAUUUUUUUAUUUGAUAAUAAUAAUGGCUUAAAUCAAACGGCUAUAAAUGAGGAAGAACUGUUUUAAAGUUUGAUUCUAAAAAAAAGUAAUAAAACUAAAACUUAGUUUGAUAUAACUUUAAA
This is a messenger RNA of Lucilia cuprina (Australian sheep blowfly), 1122 nucleotides long. RefSeq names its product 60S ribosomal protein L7a (gene RpL7A). The coding region runs from base 143 to 958 and encodes 271 amino acids. Lineage: Eukaryota; Metazoa; Arthropoda; Insecta; Diptera; Calliphoridae. The record is from RefSeq and is a predicted model, not a curated record. The transcript has 4 exons. Gene Ontology annotation, cellular component: ribonucleoprotein complex. Gene Ontology annotation, biological process: ribosome biogenesis.